This is a messenger RNA of Phyllostomus hastatus (greater spear-nosed bat), 2413 nucleotides long. RefSeq names its product tyrosine aminotransferase (gene TAT). Bases 133 to 1497 code for a protein of 454 amino acids. NCBI's taxonomy places the organism in Eukaryota, Metazoa, Chordata, Mammalia, Chiroptera, Phyllostomidae. The transcript has 12 exons. Gene Ontology annotation, biological process: aromatic amino acid catabolic process; biosynthetic process. The record is from RefSeq and is a predicted model, not a curated record. Gene Ontology annotation, molecular function: pyridoxal phosphate binding; L-tyrosine:2-oxoglutarate transaminase activity.
UUAGGGAAACUAUUUUAGGAGCAGGAAUUGCAUCUGAGUUCAUCAUCACUUGUCCAAGGAGAAUUAAGACAGCUUUCUGCUUCAGCUAUUUGGAGGCUGCUUGGUUCUUUUACUUGAAAGACUUGGCUAGUGAUGGACCCAUACGUGAUUCAGAUGAACGGGAAGGGCAGCCUGCACUCUCUCCUGGACGUGCACGUCAACGUCGGUGGGAAGAACUCUCUGCCAGGAAAAGGGAAAGGCAGGAAGGCCAGAUGGUCCGUGAAGCCCUCGGACAUGGCCAACAACACUUUCAAUCCCAUCCGCGCCAUUGUGGACAGCAUGAAGGUGAAGCCAAACCCAGACAAAACCAUGAUUUCUCUGUCAAUUGGGGACCCUACGGUGUUUGGAAACCUGCCUACAGAUCCUGAAGUUACCCAAGCAAUGAAGGAUGCCCUGGACUCGGGGAAGUAUAACGGCUAUGCCCCCUCCAUCGGUUACCUGUCCAGUCGGGAAGAGAUUGCUUCUUAUUACCACUGUCCCGAGGCACCCCUGGAAGCUAAGGAUGUCAUUCUGACAAGUGGCUGCAGUCAGGCCAUUGAACUUUGUUUAGCAGUGCUGGCCAACCCGGGGCAGAACAUCCUGGUUCCGAGACCCGGUUUCUCUCUCUACAGGACUUUGGCUGAAUCUAUGGGGAUCGAGGUCAAACUCUACAAUUUAUUGCCAGAGAAGUCUUGGGAAAUUGACCUGAAACAAUUGGAAUCUCUGAUUGAUGAAAAGACAGCCUGUCUCAUUGUCAAUAAUCCAUCGAACCCCUGUGGGUCAGUGUUCAGUAGAAGUCAUCUCCAGAAGAUUCUGGCCGUGGCUGCAAGGCAGUGUGUCCCCAUCUUAGCUGAUGAGAUCUAUGGAGACAUGGUGUUUUCUGACUCCAAAUUUGAGCCUCUGGCCAACCUCAGCAGCAAUGUCCCCAUCCUGUCCUGUGGGGGGUUGGCCAAGCGCUGGCUGGUUCCUGGCUGGAGGUUGGGCUGGAUCCUCAUCCAUGACCGAAGAGACAUUUUUGGCAAUGAGAUCCGAGAUGGGCUGGUAAAGCUGAGCCAGCGGAUCCUGGGACCCUGCACCAUUGUCCAGGGAGCUUUGAAAAGCAUUCUGCGUCGCACCCCUCAAGAGUUCUACCACAACACUCUAAGCUUCCUGAAGUCCAAUGCUGAUCUGUGCUAUGGGGCUUUGGCUGCCAUCCCUGGACUCCGGCCAGUCCGCCCUUCGGGGGCCAUGUACCUCAUGGUAGAAAUUGAGAUGGAGCAUUUCCCAGAAUUUGAGAAUGACGUGGAGUUCACAGAGCGGUUAGUUGCUGAACAAUCUGUCCACUGCCUCCCGGCAACGUGCUUCGAGUACCCGAAUUUCUUCCGAGUGGUAAUCACAGUCCCUGAAGUGAUGAUGCUGGAGGCCUGUAGCCGGAUCCAGGAGUUCUGUGAGCAGCACUACCACUGUGCGGAAGGGAGCCAGGAGGAGUGUGACAAAUAGGCUUGAGUCCAUGCUCCUCAGUGUGUCCCGUCCAGGUAGAACUGGACUGGGCCCUGCUGCUCCUCGAGUCAGGUGCCCCUGCUGGGAGAGGGGCCUCAAAAACACAUUGAGGGCUCAGAAUGGCCCCUACUUUCCCCCACCUAUAUCCGUAUACACACUCUAAAUCCCAGAUUUUCGUCCUACUCUGCUCUGCUGGAGUGACUGACUGAUUGAUAUGCCCCCCUUUUAUGAUGACUUCCUCCUUUUUCUUUUUUAUGAGAGUACCAGGUGAACAGUAGUUACCAGAAAGCAGCAGAAACAAGAAAAUUAAGAGCUUAGGAUGAGAAAAACAAGAGGUUGAGAGAACCUCUCCCCCUCAUUCUGUAAGAACAUACUCUCUCUAGUCAUAUCUGAAGCCCAACUCUGUUACUGCCUAACUUCAGGUAUACCUCACUUUAUGCAAUAGUUGUAAUGAAGUUGGGGCACAUGUAUUUGGUUAAUUACAUUCUAAAUACAUCAGGAAACUUUGCUAAUUCAAAGUAUCCCUUACAGAAACACUUCUGUUGUUUUCUUUUUAUAAAGAAUUAUUUUGUAAUGUAAGUAGAUAUCCUUUAAUUGAUUGACUUUCUAAAUUUAGAUAUGUGUGUAUCAGGCUUUCUUAAAAUGAAGACACAUCUGUACUGAAAAAAAAAAAAAGGAAUCAUAGGACCUUCCAGAAACACUGCUCUGUAAGGGCCACAGAUAUCCUCACUUGUCACUGUCAUAGAAUCAUUAUUAUUUUGGCUGUAAUGUUAAUAUUGAUUUAUUGAUAUAUAUAUUAUAUUAUCUUUUCAUAUGUUUUCUAAGAAGCAUUUGUAUUAACAAGAUCCUUUAUUUUGCCAAAGGCAUAAAUUAUUGUUCUUCUUUUUUUAAAAAAAAAUAAAACUUACUAAGUAUG